AACACACCUACCCCCUCUUCCUUAUGACAGCCCCUCAGAGACUUGAAGACAAUUUGUGACUCUCACCUGAGUUAAGAGCACCAGCUGAGUCAGACGGACCCAAGUGACAAGCCCAGCUUCACUCCCUCUCAACUGUGAGAGCCAGGAUUUUCUUACUGCUUGGGCUUGAGCAGGACCCUUGAUAUCAUCAUUUUGGGGACUUUCUCCUUUGGCCAUGGCAGAUAUGUCAAUACCCUUACAUUCACCACGAUUCAACAAUAUGCUGAGGGUAGAAAAUGAUCUCCCAAACAGAGGGACGACCUUCUCUGGACCAAUGAUAGAGACCAUAGAAGAGGUCCAAAUUCUGCAAUCUCAUGUACAGCCUACAGUCUCAACUUCAGCAUCAGACACUGGAGGGAUAUCUACACAGCUGAUGACAUCACCAGACUUUGACGCCAUGUACACAUCUCUAAUGGGAGUACCAAACUCUGGAGAACCGUCUUCACAGCUAAUGCCAGCCUCAGACUCUGGGGUACUGUCUCCAUUGCUAAUGCCAGCUUCAGAUUCAGAGGCACUGUCUCCAUUGUUAAUGCCAACCUCAGACUCUGGGACACUGUCCCCAUUGCCAAUGCCAGCUUCUGAUUCUGGAACAUUGUCUCCAUUGCUGUCCACUUCAGAUUAUGGUCUAAUGUCUCCAGGGCUGAUGACAAUUCCUGACUUUGGAUCAAUGUCCACAACACUAAUGGAAGCACCAGAUUCUGCAGAGAUAUCACCACUGGCAAUGCCAUCUACAUCUAUAAUGAGCACACCACCCUCUGAAGAGAUGUCCACACCAUUGAUGUUAGCCCCAGAUCCUGGAGAGAUGUCACCACUCCUAAUGCCAGAUAGGCUCACCCCAGACCCUGGAAUGAUGCCCACACAACCAAUGUCAGCUGCAGGCUCUGAAGCAAUGUCACCACUGCAAAUUACAGAUGAAGACACUGAAGCAAUGUCCAAAGUACUAAUGACUGCCCUGGCCUCUGGAGAGAUAUCUUCACUGAUAAUGUCAGGCACAGACUCUGAAGAUAUAUCUUCAUUGAUAAUGUCAGCCCUUGCUUCUGGAGCAACAUCAACCCAUCCAACAAGCACCCAAGACUCUGGGGAAAUGUCCACCCAGCUAAUGUCAGGCCCAGACUCCAGAGUAGUGUCUUCACUGUUAAUGUCAACUCCAGGCCCUGGAGAAAUGUCCACAAUGCUCCUGUCAGGUUCGGAUGCUGGAGAAAUGUCCACUUUGCCAAAACCAGUCCCAGAUGCUGAAGCAAUGUCUCCACUGUUAAUGACAGCAGUGAUGUCUGGAGUGAUGCCCACCCAGCUGAUGCCACCUGAAAACUCUGGAGUAAUGUCCUCACAGUUAACACAAGAUCUGCACUCUCAAAGCAUGUCUGCACCACAAAUGAGAGCCCCAGCCUCUGGCAAUAUGUCUACAUUGCUAAAGGAAGUCUCAGACUCUGGAGCACUGUCCACCCCAUUGGUGACAGUCACAACCUCUGGAACAAUGUCCAUGGAGCAAAUGUCAAUCACAGCCUCUGGAGUGAUGUCCACACAGGUAACAAUGGUCAGAACUUCUGGAGCAACAUCCACAGGCUUUAUGAAAGCCACAAACAAUAGGGCAAUAUCCACACUGCCAGUGAGAAUUCCAACUUCUGGAAUGAUGUCAACACCACUAAGAAAAGCUUCAGAUUCUGCAUCAAUGUCCACACAGCCAGUUAUUGACCCAGCCUCUGAAACAGUGCCCAUGCUACCACUGACAGUCCCAGCCUCUGGGUCAAUGUCCACACUACAAAUGAGAGCACCUGUUUCUAGAGCAAUGCCCAUAUCACAAAGGAGAGCCACAGUCUCAGGAGUAACAGCUGUACCACAAAUGAGAACCCAAGCCCCUGGAGCAAUGUCUACACUGUUAACUGUAGACCCAGCCUCAGGAGUGAUGUCCAUUCCACAAACGAGAACUACAGUCGUGGGAGCAUUGUCUAAGCCACUAAUGACAUCCAAAGCCUCAGAAGCAAUAUUCAUGCAGCAAAUGACAACCACAGCUUCUGGAGACAUAUCCACAAUACUAAUGAGUGACACAACUUCUGGAACCAUGUCCAUGCCACAGAUGACAGACACUGCCUCUGCAGAAAUGUCCACACUACUAAUAAGAACCCAUGCCACACCACAAAUGACAACUGCAGCCUCUGGAACUAUGUCCACACCUCUAAUGAGAGCCCUAGGCCCUGGAGCAAUACCCACAGAACUAAUGAGAACCACAACCUCUACAAAGUUGCCCAGGCAGCCAAUGAGCACCCAAGAUUCAGGAGGGAUGUCCAGAUCACUUCUGAGAUCUAUAACCUCUGGGGGGAUGUCCCCAUUGCAGAUGCAAGCUCCAACCUUGGAAAUGAUAUCCACACCAAAAUUGAGAGCCCCAGCCUCUGGGGAGAUGUCCACACCACUGAUGAGAACCUCAGACCCUGGAGAGAUGUCUGCACUGCUCAUAAGAGAUUCAUCAUCUGGACCCACAGCUUAUGGAGUGAUUUCUACUCCACAAAUGAUAGCCACAGCCUCUGGACGGGUGUCCAUACCACAGAUGGGGUCUCCAGUCUCUGGUGACAUGUCCACAUGGCUCAUGACAUCCACGGCCUCUGGAGUAAUGUCCACACCUCAAAUGACAUCCACGGCCUCUGGGGCAAUGUCUACACCACAGAUGAUACCCACAGCUCCUGGGGAAGUGUGCACACUAUCAGAGCAAGCCUCAGCCUCUAGAAUGAUGUCCCCACCACUAUUAAGGGCCCCAGUCUCUGGAAUUAUGUCCACACCACUAAGGGCUCCUUCAGCUUCUGAAGAUGUGUCCACAGAGUUAAAGAGAGCUUCAGUCUCUGGAAAGAUGUCCACUGCACAAACAGCCAUGGCCUCUGGAGGGAAGCCCAAGCCAUUCAUGAGAGCCACAGCCUCUGGAAUAAUGCCCAUGCCAUUGAUAUCAGCCAUGGCUUCUGGAGAGAUGUCUGUGCCGCUAAUGGAAAGCAAGGCCUCUGGAGCAAUGUCCACACCACAAGCAACAGUCAGAAGUUCUGGAUCUAUGUCCUUGCCAGAAACAACAUACUCAGCUUCCAGAGGGAUACUUCUGCCACCAAUGAGAACCUCAGGUUCUGGAAUGAUGUCCACACCAUUUCUGAGAGCCACAUCCUCUGAAGGAAUACCCACACCACUAAUGAGGACACCAGUCCUGGGAACCAUGUCGAUGCCACAAAUGACAGCCACAGCCUUUGUGGAAAGCAAAGCCACAGACUCUGGAGAAACUUCUACCUCUCACAAUAACAUCACAGCCUAUGGAUCACAGUCCACACUACACAUGACUGCCACAAUCCCUGAAACAAUGAACCCACCACUAAAGGAAGUUCAGUCCUUUGGCAUGCUGACCCCAGCACUCUGUUACCUCUUAGAAGAGCAGGAAGCAGCCCGGAGUUCAUGCUCUGAGGAGGAGGAGAUGAAGAUUGAUGAGGAGAAGCAAAUGAAGGGAUUUUUGGAUGAUUCAGAGAAAAUGGCAUUUCUAGUGUCUCUUCAUCUAGGGGCAGCAGAAAGGUGGUCUAUCUUGCAGAUGGAGGUAGGAAACCCCCUCUCAGAUGAAAAUAAAUCUUUCCUAAAAAGAUCACAGGGCGUAUAUAAUUCCCUCUCUGAGAUGGACAUCCUCAGUGCUGUUCUUUGCCACCCCAAGCAGGGCCAGAAGUCAGUCAGGCAGUAUGCCACUGACUUCCUGCUGCUCGCGCAACAUUUGUCUUGGUCUGAUGCCAUUUUACGGACCAGGUUUCUGGAAGGACUCUCAGAAGCUGUUACCACCAAAAUGGGACAGAUCUUCCUCAAGGUGGCUGGCAGCCUAAAGGAGGUGAUAGACAGGUCUCUCUACAUUGAGUGCCAGCUGGCUGAAGAGAAGGAUUCCCCAGGCAGCUCAAGCCAGGUUCUGCAGUCAGCCUGUAAGCGGAAUAAUGAGGAGGCAAUGAAGAAUGAAAUGAACACUGAUCAGCAGACUGAGGAGCACCAGCAUGUUCCCAAACGCUGUUACUACCUGAAAGAGCACGGAGACCCCCAAGAAGGUCUACACAACCACCUUCGACAAAGCACAGGUCAUCAGAAGGCCCCCACCAACAAGUAAUGUUCCCUGGACUCUUCUGUGAUAUUUGACUCAGUUGCUAUCUUGAGGACUGUUUCCUGAACCCAUUCCAUUCAAUUAUAUCAUAAGCUUUGUGGCCUUUCCCCUUUAACGCCCCCCCCCAUGCGCAUCCUGCCCUAUCUUCCACUUGGGUGGCAUGACCUUCUCUUUUACCCCAUAUGCCUGUGAUUUGUCCUGACAAUCAGAGUGUGGACUUCAAGAGUUCCUAUUACCAUCAAAGGCAGUUUUAAUUCUUGGUCCAGGGAUAUAUCUAGGCAGGAGAAAUGAUGUCCUACCUCAAAAACACCUUAGUGUCUUGCCACAUGUCAUCAGGUAAACUGGAGGACUCCCUGGUACUCAUUUCUCCUGGCAGGGGAGCCUGUAAGGAGAGUGAUGGCCACUCCUACACACUUUUCACCCAGUAGACUUGCCAUUACAUGCCCCAACUCAUAACAUGUAACAUAGGUCUCCAGAGCACUUGCCUUGUUUAUAGGCUCCAUCUGGAACCAUUUAUUUUAACCCAUAAUAAUGAUUGUAGUAAUGGCUACUGUUUAUUGAUUAGAUACUCUUUGAUAGAUACUGGGCUAAACUGUUGACAAGCACUAUCUCACUACAUUCUUACAAUAACCGAAGCUGUUAUUGUGUUGUCAGCUUCUGACCUCUUGAUCUGUUUUGUAUAGCUCUUGUCCUUUAGUGUCAAAUCUCUAGCACUGACUUCUGGGUGAUGCCCUCAGCUGUUAUUUAACCUCACUCCCCUCAGCUAUUGUGCUUUAUGUCCAGCACUCUUGAUAAGAGUUCUGGUCUUUAAACAGGCAGAAAUAGAACAUAAUGUGAGCAGUGUUUGUCUUCAAGUGGUGGGAUUAUGGUGUUCUUAUUUUCUUCUUCCUACUUCUCUGUACUUUCCAGAUUCUCUGUAGUAAGCGUGCAUUACAUUUGUAAUCAUAACAGUAAAUAAACUUUACUUAU
This is a messenger RNA of Phyllostomus discolor (pale spear-nosed bat), 5104 nucleotides long. It is a transcript of the gene RTL9, whose product is annotated as retrotransposon Gag like 9. Bases 215 to 4141 code for a protein of 1308 amino acids. The transcript is spliced from 3 exons. The record is from RefSeq and is a predicted model, not a curated record. NCBI's taxonomy places the organism in Eukaryota, Metazoa, Chordata, Mammalia, Chiroptera, Phyllostomidae.